Molecule: messenger RNA, 1097 nt
Organism: Carassius carassius (crucian carp)
Lineage: Eukaryota; Metazoa; Chordata; Actinopteri; Cypriniformes; Cyprinidae
Exons: 2
Coding region: 82-936 (284 amino acids)
Source: RefSeq, a predicted model, not a curated record
GUCUGUGUCUGCCUAUCGUGGCUAUUUCUGUAUGGUCUAUCGAGGCCUGUCCGUGUCUGGCUAUCAUGGCUAUUUUUCUGUAUGGUCUAUCGAGGCCUGUCCAUUGCCUGCCUGUCGUGGCUGUCUGCGUCUGGCCUAUCGUGGCUAUUUCUGUAUGGUCUAUCGAGGCCUGUCCGUGUCUGGCCAUCAUGGCUAUUUUUCUGUACGGUCUAUCGAGGCCGUCUGUGUCUGCCUAUCGUGGCUGUCUGCGUCUGGCCUAUCGUUGCUAUUUCUGUACGGUCUAUCGAGGCCUGUCUGCGUCUGCCUAUCGUGGCUGUCUGCGUCUGGCCUAUCGUGGCUAUAUCUGUACGGUCUAUCGAGGCCUGUCUGCAUCUGCCUAUCGUGGCUGUCUGCGUCUGGCCUAUCGUGGCUAUUUCUGUAUGGUCUAUCGAGGCCGGUCUGUGUCUGGCUAUCAUGGCUAUUUCUGUACGGUCUAUAAAGGCCUGUCUGUGUCUGCCUAUCGUGGCUGUCUGCGUCUGGCCUAUCGUGGCUAUUUCUGUAUGGUCUAUCGAGGCCUGUCCGUGUCUGGCUAUCAUGGCUAUUUUUCUGUACGGUCUAUCGAGGCCGUCUGUGUCUGCCUAUCGUGGCUGUCUGCGUCUGGCCUAUUGUGGCUAUUUCUGUACGGUCUAUCGAGGCCUGUCUGCGUCUGCCUAUCGUGGCUGUCUGCGUCUGGCCUAUCGUGGCUAUUUCUGUACGGUCUAUCGAGGCCUGUCUGCGUCUGCCCAUCGUGGCUGUCUGCGUCUGGCCUAUCGUGGCUAUUUCUGUACGGUCUAUCGAGGCCUGUCUGCGUCUGCCUAUCGUGGCUGUCUGCAUCUGGCCUAUCGUGGCUAUUUCUGUAUGGUCUAUCGAGGCCUGUCUGUGUCUGGCUAUCAUGGCUAUUUCUGUACGGUCUAUUGAGGCCUGUCCGUGUCUGCCUAUCGUGGCUGUCUGCGUCUGGCCUAUCGUGACUAUUUAUGUAUGGUCUAUUGAGGACUGUCUGCGUCUGCCUAUCGUGGCUGUCUGCGUCUGGCCUAUCGUGGCUAUUUCUGUAUGGUCUAUCGAGGCCUGUCUGUGUCUGC